AUGAGAAACAUUACUCGUGCAGCUGUUAACUUCAGAAAAACCCCUCUUGCUUGUGCAAUGAGAUUAGUUCUUGGAAUCUUAAUUGGUUCUCAGUGCUGUAUUUGCCAUAGGUAAGUUUUAAACGCGUUUUUAUGUCGCUAUUAAGUCGUUAAUUUUACGUCGCAAAAAUGUUAAAUCAAGGAGUGCUCAACGAAGAAGCAUCUCACGAGAAAUAACAAACAAAAUAAAAGUUCAUAAUUCCUACGCAAACAACGCCCAACGUUCACUCACAAAACUGAGCUGAAAAAAUACUCAUUUUCUCAUUUAAUCCGAGAAAAGUAGGAGUAUUUGAUUGCUUUAAGCCUUUGACUGUGUGUUCACGCUAAUUUAAGAUCAGUUUCUAAACUCAUAAAAAACUCAUUCUGGCCAUCCACAGAUACUGCUGUGAAAUUUUUGCAUGUGAAAUUGGAAUCUUGAGCUUUGGAAUCCGGACUACGGUUCAAGGAAUCCGAAAUCCUACAAAGACUGGAAUCAACAAAGUAUCUAAAGUAUAGUGUCUGGAAUCCUGAAUCCAUGGCGUGGAAUCUAAAAUCAAAGGCUGUCUUUGAUUUGCGUAUUAUGGACGAAAAAGCAAUCGUGCCAACAUAAUUAUUAGUGCUUGAGUGUGGUAGGUUUUAAGGACUUUCACAAACGCAUUACACUGAACCAAACUAUGGGUAACGUAAAGGGACACUGCAAAGAGGGUGGGUCUUGAAGAACACUCUCGAUCUCAACGACUGAGUCCACGGCCUUAAAUAAACUUAUUUAUCAUUGACGGUAAUCUUGUUGUCCUGUUGCAUUUCAACAGAUCAGAAAUUUUAGCAGAUCAGAAGUUAAGCGAGGGACUGCAAGAUCUUCUUCGUGGGUCUGAUCCUCGAAUUAGGCCAAACUACUCCGGUAUUGUUAGUCGGUUAUUAAACCUGUUUAUACUUUUUUCUUAUUUGUGUGUGGCUUAAUAAACAGUGAUAAUUUUCAGAGGAGGGGAGACUGUGACAAGUCGUGGUGGGGGCAAGGGAAUGGGAGAGGCUUUUUUAAAAGAGAAUUAAAAUUCUCUUUUUAGGGGAAGCUUAUGUCUUAGGGGAGUCAUUCAGAUAUAGAACCUUAAGCUAGAGAUGAGCAAGUUUGGAGUGUCUUUGUAAUAGACAUAAAUAUUUCUUUGCUAAUUAGGAGUCAAGAGGAGACUCAAGUUAGAAGGCUUAUGGGUAAAAGCUGAGUUUCUUUACAUCAAUUUGUUUAUUGGCCUCUUGAUUGAUUAAUGUCAAGUUAAGCUGGCUGGCCAAGACUGGUCAGCUGGUGCGAUUUUUUUAUAAAUCCGGCUAGAUAAAAAAAAAAUAUGAAAAAUAACAGUUUAAUGAAUAAAAGAUAUUUGUAUAUGCUAAAACAGCGGAUAGCGUUUUUCGCGCGCUCUGGUUGGCUGCUCAAACUCGGAAAGUCCAGUGCUAUUCACCUCAGAGCGAAGCCAAACUCGCGUAAGUUACUAGCAGAAUGGCUUACCGAUUUGCUACUGUACCAAACGAAGAAAUUUCACGAAUAAACCAAGAAGCUGUUCCCAACAACAAUGUGCGCUUUGGAUAGCCAUAAAACUGAUAUUUAUAAAACAUAUCAGUCACUUAGAAUGUGAAUGUGCAUGCUACAGCUGGCCCCCUUUUGAACAUAACAAAAUUUAAGUCUACAUUACUCUACAAAGUCUAUUGUAAUACGUAAAAUUUAUUUCGAUCAUUUUCAUUUUUCUUUUUUUUUUCUUUCUGAAGGAAAUCCAGUUGAAAUCCUAGUUGGUAUUUCGGUGGCAUCGUUUUCCAGCAUCAAGGAAGUGGAUAUGGUAAUACAUUUUAAACACUUCGGGCUGAACCCCAAUUUUCUUUAAUUUUAUGGUUAUGAGGCUUAUUCACGAAUAAGCAUAUCAAUUCUAAUUUCAUGCUAUAUGUAUCAUAGCAAUUCCAACAAAGCUGAUGGUUCGAGCCGGGUAAUAUUAUCAAUUAAGCCUGUUACAUCAGUGUAUUUUUAAAUACUUUUUUAGGAAUUCGGACUGGACAUGUUUUUUCGGCAGCACUGGAAAGACCAAAGACUUUUCCAUAACUUGACUUCCAAGAUAACUCUUACCAUGGGAACUAAACACCCUGCGGAUUAUAUCUGGGUCCCAGACACGGUGUUUGUAGACGCCACCAAGUCAUACAUGCAUAAUGUGCUGACAACCAGUCACAAGAUCGAUAUCUCAGCCGACGGUCAGGUAGACUGGGGAACAAGGUUGGUGUGUGAAAUUUAUUAGACCUUUAUCUAAGGUGAGGUCUAAGUAGUGCGCGCUCGUGAACCAGCGUCAUUUUGGAGGGAAAACGUAAUAGCCGUAGUCAUUCCACUACAGGUUUAAGCGAGAAUGUCUUAGUGGCGGAAACAAGUUUAUUUUGCGAUCAGAAGAGGGCUUUUCUCGACUUUCUCACAGCCAUCUGGCCAUAAAAUCCUUCUGAUGGCCCUUUUGGGUUUUUACAGAACGAAAUGACAGAUUUCUCUACCCUUUUAUAUUAUUCAACUAAAAUUCCUACCCUUUCCGGGGGCCUCCCCUUAGAGGCCAUUCUAGGGGUUCCCCCCCCCCCCCCGGGGGCUUAUGUUUUAUGUCUUGUGUAUAGAUGUAACUUGAAAUGACUGAACGCGGGGUGUCUGCGUGAAGAAAAUCUAUACUAACUACAAUAACCCUUUGUUAAAGAUUAGCGUUCACACUCGGGUACUUAUAUAAUAAUAACUUGAGAUUAAAGAAGCAGGCUACCGUGGUUUUAACAUAAUCACAAGUACUUGUGCGCAUUAGAUCAUAUAUUUGAAUGCUAUUUUACGCCUAAUAGAUAAUAAAUUUUUAUUAUAUUACUAAGGCAGUGUUUAAUUUACAUCACAGAGCAACUGUUCAAGCGAAGUGUCACAUGGAUUUUCGUACUUUUCCUUUAGAUGAACAAAAAUGUACACUCAACAUUCUUAGCUGUAAGUAACAAAACUAACCGCACAUUUUGUUGUUUCAUUUUCUUCCUUUCGUUAACAUUUUACAGGCAGCUUGCUUGUUUUUGAGGGAAGUACAGUGGAACCUGGUAAAUACGGACACCAAAGGGACAUGACAUGGUGUCCGUAUUAUCCCAGUGUCCAGAUUAAGUGGGCUGUCAGAAAAUUCGUCACGGGCAUGCACUUGAUUUAUUGAAGACUAAAGAAGGCAAAGAAAGGAAGAGUAAGAACAAUGACUGCAGCAAAAAGCUAAGGAAGUGAAAAUUGAGUAGCAGGAGGCGGAUAACUUCAAUAAAGGCUGACACUACCAAAUGGUCAAACACAUUAAGAAAGACGGGCGGACUCAUCAAAAUCAAACAAAUGUAAAAAGAAAAUCUGUCAAUAUUUAUACAGGGUACAAUGUCUACAAUUAGCACAUGAUUGUGACAAAAUAGACAGUCAAGGGCAGCAAGCUCAUCAUUUGCCGUUUCUGUUAGGUUCUUUGCAAAGAUAUUCAAUCAUAUAGAAAGUGCUUUGAAAAACAGUAUCCGCAAACCGGGGCGGGGUUGACGAUAUAUGGGAGUUUGUGAUUCGGGACACAAGAAAUUGUCUGUUGUCCGUAUUAACCGAUGUCCGAAUUAAGCAUGUAAAUUUUAGAGAAAAAAUAUAAGCUUUUCGUCUAAAUAAACGAAACUUUUUAUUAUAUACAGGUAGUCGUCUUAAGUGGUAAGCGGGUGGCCGUAGACUAUGGCUCCGCUGUCUGUUGGGUACAUCACCUUGCGCUAUCGAUGACGCUUACCUCAAGGGUGUUGACUAGAAAAAAUAUUUCAAAAAAACAUAACGAAGGCAGCCUCGUUGUUGUUAAGGUAACUUAAACGUGUUUCUUUUUAGACGCAUACCCCACCCAACAUCUGAUUUACAACUGGAAGACACCAUCGGUCAUGGUACUAGACAAAGAAAUGGCGCAGUUUUUCAUGAAGGAUAUGACCACUGUUGUACAAAGAGUCCAGUAUGUCGCAGGUGAGUAGAAGUUUCUACAUUAUAACAAUAAUAAAAUAUCAAAGAUAAUAAUAAUAAAUUAAUUAAUUAAUUAAUCAAUAUGAUACUUUAAUUAUCUUCUCUCCUUGUGGGGAUUUUCAGAGAUAAUCAACAAAUAAUCAAAUAAUUUCAAAGAAACAACAUGAUUAGAAUCCCAACUGGUAGAAGACUGACACCGAAACUGGUUAAGACGGACACCGACGGCGCAUGCAAUAGUGUCCGUAUUAACCGGGUGUCCGUAUUGAGCAGGUUAAUUUUAGUGAAAAUGUUAUGACCUUCUUUUUCGCUGGGACAAACAAAACUUUCCGUUAUAUACCAGUGUCUGCAUUAAGCUGGUGUCCGAAGACACAUGGUAGAAAGGGGUUCUACUGUACCGAGAACAAAUCUAGCUACUGGUCAAAGCGGGACUUGAACUCGGGACCUCCGACUACAAGUCCAGCCCUCCGAACCGCUCGGCCAGGCUGCCUCUGAUUACAUCGAUCAGUUCUCUUUUGACUAACCUUAAUUUCAUUUUCCUAUCUCCUAGGAGAGUAUUCAGUUCUACAAGCGACAUUCACAUUUAAACGGAGAAUGGGUUUUUACCUGAUUCAAAUCUAUAUUCUUUGUUCUCUGCACCAUGCUCGAAUAUAUUGGCCUUAUACACCAAGGAAGAGCAAAGGUAUUAGUUGUUUUGUGAAUAAGUGUAUAGCUGACUUUGAGAACGUACAGCCGUGUAGGGAUCCACAACGGAGAUUCACAAUCAUGCGCAACCUCCUUCCCAACAUUCUUCUCGCCCAUCUCAUUUUCUGGGGGAAAGACGUAGAAAUUAGUAAUCAGAAGUGUUUUCUGGACCCAAUUCCAUUUACAUCCUUUCGCUAUUUGAUCAAUGCCAAAUACAACCCUAAGAAUCAUAUUGAAGGGGUUGCCGGCUUUUCUUAACAUGAUGAUUCCACGGUUGCAGUGCUCUUGCGCACACGUAAGAUACAGCCGGCCUUAACGAGUAACUUGCAAGACUUGCCGUACGUGAAUUCCUCCCUGGCAAGUUGCAUCGCAUGCUACUGAACCCUUACAAAUAAGGACAGUCAUAUCACCAGUGGACAAGCAAGUCGUCAUAAGAUCUCUGUUCUACCAACUACGCUUCCUUUGACUGUUAGUAUUUGCGACUGACCAGAAGAAUACGUGUAACUGGAAUUAGCUCUAUAAUUGAAUUUCUUUAGUAAGGACUUAUAUUUAAUCAUGGACCCGAUCAACUUCUAGUAACCACCCUAAAAAGACUGAAAGGCUAAAGUUUAUGUACGCUGCAUAAAUUAACAUUAACUGAAUUAUUAGAUGCAAGAGUCUUGGGAGCAAAUUUACUUUCCUUAAGACGCACGAAAAAGUUACUGGUUUAAUCAAAGUCGAAAUUGUUUUACCUUUUUAGACUAAAAUAUUUCUUCCCAAAUAGAAUAUUUCUAGUCUUGUCACAUUAGAAGAAAACAUUUUUCUACAAAAAUUCCUAGUCGACCUGGGCCCUAAUAACCACUCGUAAAAGUUGUAGUACUCGAAUCGUAACUUCCACGACUUGUAUUUCGGUUGUGAGAGGACCCGGGGGGGGGGGAGGUUACUCUAUACAUUUUUAAACGGGGAGGCUCUACCCCUCACACCCCUUACCCUUCUUUAAUAUACCAUGAGAAAAGGUACCCCUUUCGAGUACCUUCUAUCCACAUUGUACCUUUUUCACAUACCUAGCUUAGAACUUGGCUUCCCUUGUAACUGUAGCCUGUAAUUUAAAAACACUCGUGAAGACAAAACCACAGUUGCAACAAACCAGUGAGCGGUCAGUCGAAUCUUUAGUAGACCUGGCUCAGUAAAAGCAAUUCAAUGCCUAAUUAUAAAUUAAAACAGUAACCUGAUCCUUUCAGAGGGAAGCUAAGAGAGAGAGAAAUAAAGUGCAUUUUUUGUAAUUUACCCGCAAUCGCUUCUUCGGUAACCAGAACGUUUUCUUGAACUGUUCAAAGCCAUAAAAUACAUCGGGUAGCCCAUCUGGGCCCUUUUACAGACCGAAAUGACAGAUUCUUUAACCCUUUGAUAUACCUUAAGCCCUGAAAAAAAGGUACCUUUUUCGAGUAGAACCUCCCUGUACAGGCCAUUAUAGGAAACACUCCCCCCCCCCCCCCCCCCCCCNNGGGUAUUGGAGAACCUGUAUAAUUUCGUGAAAAAUCACUGGCUGUAUUCAGAUAUCGACUCAAGCUACAGAUUUUGGGCAUCUGUCAGUCACAGGACUGUAGGAAACUAUUGAUAUUAAAAUUUACCUUUAUUUAAUUUGUAUUUGUUUUGUUUCCCAAAGAAAGGCAUAUGGCGGAUCAAAGCACCAUUCUUGAGGAAUGCCGAACUCCGCGCUUUAUCGUUAACAAGUGAUGACAGCAGUUUCUAUAGAGGAGGAUUGUAUUCUCUUGAAGAAGGAAAAAAGGAGCAAAUCGAAUUGAAUGACGUAAGAAAGAACGAAGGAUCUUCAGCGAAAGAGAAGGAUGAGCUCGAAUCGACGUCUGUUGACUUUGCGGCAAGGAUUGCAUUCAUUAUUGCCUUCGCAUUGUUUAAUUUCUUUUAUUGGUUUAUUUUAAUUUAUGUCGCAUAAGUAAUCUAUUAAAGUAACUCUAGAACCCAAUAUUAUGUAUAGCUAAAAUGAAGUCAAGUGGUAGCAAGUCUACAUUGUUUACUGAAAACUGUAAACGUCAAUUAAACUAAUAAAGAACGUAAUCCAUUUACUUCUUACCUAGCUAAAAGUUUAUGGUGACUUAAAAACCUUCGGGUUCUUUCUUUUAAUUUCUAAGCGUUUUUUUGGUACACUGACUCUCGCGAUUUCAGUUGAUUUGUUGUGGAAAGUAGAAUUCUUGUCAUUCAAACAACACUGGGAGAAAUACCGUAUUUAUUCGAUUAACCGCCCUGGGGGCUUAUUAAAUUUUUGGACCUUGAGAGUGGGCGCUUAUUCGAGGCUGGGUGCUUAUUAAAUUUUCAACAUUUUCAACAACUGUAGUAUGUUUACUUUGCAACAAAACAAUAAAUAGUAAAAACAAAAAGCGAAGAUGUAACAAACCAAGGUUUCUGAAAAAUACUCUGAAGAAAACUCCGUCUUCGGGGAGGUCUCUUAAUGGUACUUAUUCAAUGUUUGGGGGGUGUGAGGGCAAAGGCGAUGGGGUGGGGUGGGCGCUAAUUCGAGGCAGGGCCCUUAUUCAAAUAAAUAAGGUAACUAGUAGGGGCUGAUUAAGAGCCCGGCUGGGUUGCUUUUCCGAGGUGACAUGAGUGAAGCCAACCAGGAACCACGCCAUCCCGUUUCCAGAGUCCACGGACUCUGGGACUAUGGGAACGAGAUUGGGAUCCUCAAUGUUUAAAGAGAGAUUGGAAGCAGUGCGCAUGAGCUGUGUGUUACCCGCUGUAAGGUUGUUGGUUUGGUUUUCCAGGGUUGCGAGAGUGAUCAUAUGAAAAAUUUCCAGCCCGGUUAUCCGAGUUCCUCGUCAUCACACAUUCACCAUACCGUGUUCCUGUCUAACCGGGCUGGCUUAGUUGUAAUGUAAACAAGAAGCCGAUUUUUCAGUGUUGCCUUAAAGUAACAUGCCGACUCCUUGACAAAUCGAACAAACCGCGCCGCUACCGACAGGGCCUGCCCAACAGACGGAUCUAAACUCUGGUUAAUUCCGUCUGCGAAAUAGUGCCAAAAUCCUCGUUCUGGGCUCCACUUGUGUACCAGGAUUUGAGUACGUGCCGACCACGAUUGACUCCUUAAAAUGCCAUUGUAAAUUUGCCUAUCAGGAUGAAAGAACUAAAUUCGAAACGAGUCCUUUCGGGACCCAGAACAACAGUAUGGGCGCUGCUUCGUGGCUUCCAGUUUAGGUCCUCUUAA
Porites evermanni is the source of this 7870-nucleotide messenger RNA. Lineage: Eukaryota; Metazoa; Cnidaria; Anthozoa; Scleractinia; Poritidae. The record is from the annotation of a GenBank genome assembly.